This is a messenger RNA of Oryza sativa Japonica Group (Japanese rice), 1898 nucleotides long. RefSeq names its product cytochrome P450 81Q32. NCBI's taxonomy places the organism in Eukaryota, Viridiplantae, Streptophyta, Magnoliopsida, Poales, Poaceae. The record is from RefSeq and is a predicted model, not a curated record. Gene Ontology annotation, molecular function: oxidoreductase activity, acting on paired donors, with incorporation or reduction of molecular oxygen; monooxygenase activity; heme binding.
CACAAAUAGCUGCAGUGCACCAGAGUCACAGAAACACAUCACACAUUCGUGAGCUCAGCUUAGCCAUGGAUAACGCCUACAUUAUUGCCAUUCUCUCUGUAGCUAUCCUCUUCUUGCUCCACUACUACCUCCUCGGCCGCGGCAAUGGCGGGGCGGCGCGGCUGCCGCCGGGUCCACCGGCCGUCCCGAUCCUGGGACACCUCCACCUCGUCAAGAAGCCGAUGCACGCCACCAUGUCCCGCCUCGCCGAGCGGUACGGGCCGGUGUUCUCGCUGCGCCUCGGGUCGCGGCGCGCCGUGGUGGUGUCGUCGCCGGGGUGCGCCAGGGAGUGCUUCACCGAGCACGACGUGACCUUCGCGAACCGGCCCAGGUUCGAGUCGCAGCUGCUGGUCUCGUUCAACGGCGCCGCGCUCGCCACGGCGAGCUACGGCGCGCACUGGCGCAACCUCCGCCGGAUCGUCGCCGUGCAGCUGCUCUCCGCGCACCGCGUCGGCCUCAUGUCGGGGCUCAUCGCCGGCGAGGUCCGCGCCAUGGUGCGGAGGAUGUACCGCGCCGCGGCCGCGUCCCCCGCCGGCGCCGCGCGCAUCCAGCUGAAGCGGAGGCUGUUCGAGGUCUCCCUCAGCGUGCUCAUGGAGACCAUCGCCCACACCAAGGCGACCCGCCCCGAGACGGACCCGGACACCGACAUGUCCGUGGAAGCCCAGGAGUUUAAGCAGGUCGUCGACGAGAUCAUCCCGCACAUCGGCGCGGCCAACCUGUGGGACUACUUGCCGGCGCUCCGGUGGUUCGACGUGUUCGGCGUCAGGAGGAAGAUCCUCGCCGCUGUAAGCCGGAGGGACGCGUUCCUUCGCCGCCUGAUCGACGCGGAGCGGCGGAGGCUGGACGACGGCGACGAGGGCGAGAAGAAGAGCAUGAUCGCCGUGCUGCUCACUCUGCAGAAGACAGAGCCGGAGGUGUACACCGAUAACAUGAUCACAGCUCUAACGGCGAACUUGUUCGGAGCAGGAACAGAGACAACCUCGACGACAUCAGAAUGGGCGAUGUCGCUACUGCUGAACCACCCCGACACACUCAAGAAAGCGCAAGCCGAGAUCGACGCAUCCGUCGGCAACUCUCGCCUGAUCACCGCCGACGACGUGACUCGCCUCGGCUACCUCCAGUGCAUCGUCAGGGAGACGCUCCGCCUGUACCCCGCCGCGCCGAUGCUCCUCCCGCACGAGUCCUCCGCCGACUGCAAGGUCGGCGGCUACAACAUCCCGCGCGGGUCGAUGUUGCUCAUCAACGCGUACGCCAUCCACCGUGACCCGGCGGUGUGGGAGGAGCCGGAGAAGUUCAUGCCGGAGAGGUUCGAGGACGGCGGGUGCGACGGCAAUCUCUUGAUGCCGUUCGGGAUGGGGAGGCGGAGGUGCCCCGGCGAGACGCUGGCGCUGCGCACAGUGGGGUUGGUGCUGGGCACGCUGAUCCAGUGCUUCGACUGGGAGAGGGUCGACGGCGUGGAGGUCGACAUGACUGAAGGUGGCGGGCUCACCAUCCCCAAGGUCGUGCCGUUGGAGGCCAUGUGCAGGCCGCGCGACGCCAUGGGUGGUGUUCUUCGCGAGCUCGUCUGAAUAUUUUUUGGCGGCGUUUGCAUCUCCAGGACGAACUCAUGUAUUGAAAGCACCAAAAGUAAGUAGCAAAUAAGCUUCUCGUGAGCAUACACAUAACACAUGUGAGCUUGUAAUGUGGAAUAAAUUACACGUAGAGGAUUUGGAAGAGAGUGACUGCGCUAGCAAUCGCUCUUUGAGAGUUGUGUUUUACAGUUUUAGUGAGGAACCAAUUUGUAUGAAUGUGCAAUAAUCAUGUAUAAAGUAUAAUUGUACACGCCAGGUAUUUCAAUUUCAUAUUGCUUGUGUGAUGUA